AGGUCUGCCGGACUCCCCCGGCGGGACUCGCAGCGGCUGAGCCUGGCGCUCCGGGCGGGCCCGGCUCUGAGCUCGGCCGGAUGAGGCAGCGCAGCGCGGGAAGCUCUAGUAGCGCCGAGUGGCUCAGUCCCGCCGCCCUUUGAUCUGCCGCGUAGGUGAUGCCGCCUGCAGCUGCGGACUCCUGUCCGAGCCAGGGCGUCAGGGUGAGCCGCUGUGGGGCUCUGGGACCGGCGGGUCUGCACGGGGAAGGGCAUCUGAGUAAAAGAAAAGGAAGGAAAAUGAAAUUCCUAUUCUUAAUAGCUUUCAUCCAUCUCUUACCACAAUGCACCGGGAAACCUUUAAGCUGGGAUGAACACCAACAUUGGCACCAACACACAUUCAAAGAAAUUAAAAGAGAAAUAGCUGGGUAUUCCGAUAUUGCCAAGGCUAUUAUCAACCUUGCUGUUUAUGGCAAUGCCCAGAACAGAUCCUAUGAAAGACUGGCACGUUUCGUUGACACCAUUGGACCUAGACUCAGCGGCUCCAAAAAUCUAGAGAUGGCCAUCAAAUACAUGUUCAGUGUCCUGCAGGAGGAUAGGCUGGAAAAUGUCCACCUGGAGCCUGUAAAAGUGCCUCACUGGGAGAGGGGAGAAGAGUCUGCUAUGAUGUUAGCACCAAGGAACCACAGCAUUGUUAUAUUAGGACUUGGAAGCAGUGUUGCAACUCCUCCAGAAGGAAUUACUGCUGAAGUCCUAGUGGUCACCUCUUUUGAUGAACUGCACAAAAGAGCUCAAGACGCCAAGGGGAAGAUUGUUGUUUACAACCAGCCUUUCAUCAGUUAUGAAGAAACUGUCAAAUACAGAUUACUGGGAGCAGUUGAAGCUGGUAAAGUUGGAGCGGUGGCAUCCCUUAUCAGAUCCAUUGCUUCCUUUUCUAUUAAUAGCCCUCACACUGGGUGGCAGCAGUACCAGUCUGAUGUGCCGAAGAUUCCUACAGCUUGUAUUUCAGUGGAAGAUGCCGAAAUGAUGGCACGGAUGUCUUCCCGAGGCACCAGGAUUGUUGUGACCCUGAAGAUGGAAGCCAAGACCUAUCCUGAUACUGGUUCCUUUAACACUGUGGCAGAAAUAGUCGGGAGCAAGUACCCAGAACAGGUUGUACUGGUCAGCGGACAUCUGGACAGCUGGGAUGUUGGGCAAGGAGCCAUGGAUGAUGGUGGUGGAGCAUUUAUAUCCUGGGAAGCAUUAUCUCUUAUUAAGGAUCUUGGGAUGAGACCACCCCGGACUCUCCAUAUUGGGGUGUGGAGGGGUGAGGGCUCUGGGGGUGUGGGCUCUGGGCAAAUAUAUUGGUCUCUGACAAAAGGUAACAUCUCCAACUUUGACAUCGUCAUGGAGUCUGAUUCGGGUACCUUCAUGCCGAUGGGCCUGGCUUUUACAGGCAGUGAUAAAGCUCGUGCCAUCCUGAAGGAGAUUAUGCAGCUGCUGCAGCCUAUCAAUGUUACAAACAUUUAUGAAAAUGGUGGUGAAACAGACACUGAAUAUUGGGUGAGAGAUGGAGUACCAGGUGCCAGCUUGCGUGAUGACAUCAGUAAAUACUUCUGGUUUCAUCAUACUCAAGGGGACACAAUGACAGUUCAGGAUCCAAGCCAGAUGAAUCUCUGUGCUGCUGUUUGGACUGUCGUCUCCUAUGUAAUUGCUGACAUGGAAGAGAUGUUGCCAAGGUAAUAAAAAAGCAAGAAAGAAGACUUAUAUUCUUCAGUCCACUAAUGCAUGUGGUCCACAGCUGUGGGAAAUUCCUUUUCCAUCCUGGUUUUUGCUGAUUUUUGUUUUUGUUCUCUGACCUCAAAGCAUUCCUUUUACAUGGUCCUGUUUACUGAUUUAAUGCCUUCCAUUUGUGAUUUUAUUUCAUGUUUCUUCUAUUAAGUAUUUUUACCCUCUAAUCAAUGUCUAAUGUCUGUCUCCUAAAAUUAUGGCAGAAUAGCUGUCUAUAAAUAAGUAACUCUGUAUAGCAGGAAAAUACACUGAAUAAAUCUGUUGCAUCAGAA
Terrapene triunguis (Three-toed box turtle) is the source of this 2020-nucleotide messenger RNA. It is a transcript of the gene CPQ, whose product is annotated as carboxypeptidase Q. The coding region runs from base 159 to 1700 and encodes 513 amino acids. Gene Ontology annotation, molecular function: metallodipeptidase activity. The record is from RefSeq and is a predicted model, not a curated record. Gene Ontology annotation, biological process: peptide catabolic process; thyroid hormone generation; proteolysis. NCBI's taxonomy places the organism in Eukaryota, Metazoa, Chordata, Testudines, Emydidae. The transcript is spliced from 11 exons.